AUGUCCAUGUAUGAGUACAAAACGUUCGGACCUUAUAUUUCACUCACUCCUAAAAAUCAAGACAAACUAACAUAUUAAAUCAGUUUGUUUUUCGUCUUGUUUUAUUGUAAUAUCGGUCACUUCUAUUUGAUGUGUUAAAAUAACAAUGGAAGAAUGGAAAAAAAUCGCAUUAAUGACAGCCUCGUUUGCGUUUGUUCAACAAAUCAGACCUCUCGAUCCGUUUUUGUCAGAGUACCUAACAGGAGCAGACGUCAAUGUAACCUUAAACGAAGUGGCAGACGAGCUAGUGCCAAUUCAAAUACACUUGCAAAUAUUCGGCAUGGCGUUAUGUUUUUUGUUCGCCGAUUAUCUGCUUUACAAACCAGUUUUGAUCUUUAACGGAGUGCUCGGAAUACUGAUGUACGUGAAUUUCAUCAAUUCGCCCAGCCGGUAUCAACUAUGGAUGGCCAUGUCUUGUCUGUCGCUGUACGGUUGUUUGGCAACGCAGUGCUACUGUUACGCGUACGCCAAAAUCCGGGACAAACGCCACUAUCAAAUGGCGACCAGCUACGUUAAAUCGGGUUGGAUGCUGGGCAUGUUCGUUUCCGGGCUUGUCGGCCAGCUGGUGGUCAUGCUGGACCACGGUCGCUGCACGGUUUUGCCAUACCUAGGCCUUUUCAGCGUGACGUUAGCGUCUGCGUUGGCUUGGCUUCUGCCUCCGGUACAGCACAGUAACUUCUUGCACAACGUGCUGGAAAAACCCAUCGACCCGGUUUCUGUCAAGACCGCGUUGUUCGACGACAUCAUCGACAAGCCCAAGUGCUAUUACGCGGUGGACGAACAAAGCAAAAAAAAGCAACAUCAAUCGUCAACUCUGGUAAAUGUAAUCAAGUGCCUCUGCGAGGACUUCAAAGUGUCGUAUUCCGACCAGGCCAUUAGGAAAUGGUCAAUUUGGUACAUGUCGGCUUUCGCUUUGCACAUGCAAAUUAAUUUAAACAUAAGCGUUCUGUUUACAUACAACGAAAACCAGACCGGAAACAACGUCUUGCAGUUAAACGGGCUUGUGUCAUCCUUAAUGACCUUAAGCGCGGCAUUUUCCAUCUACAAAAUAGGCAAGGUUAAGUAUGACUGGGGCAGUUGUAGUAACACGUUCCUAGGGCUCGGUUCAAUCGUACUGGGAGUGCUGCUGAUACUUUGCAGUUUCGUGCGACAAAAUGUUUAUGUUUACAUAAUGUACAUUUGCUAUAACGUGCUGUUCGAGACUAUGAACGUAAUACUCCAUUCUCAAAUCGCUGAAAACAUAAAGAACGACUGCUUUUCUUUGGUCAUGGGCUUCAAUGGGUUCAUCGCUACUUGUCUGUGUGCAUUUUGUACGGUCGUUUCUGUGAACAUGUACAGCAUCACAAUUCCUCACCAGUAUUUUUUCUACGGUGGAAUGUUCGUUCUUCUUGCUGUUAUGUACUUGUGGAAUUACUUAUAUGAUUCGUGGAAAACAGUUAUGCCGAAAAAAACUGGCCGCGACACGAGUUAUAACAAUAUGGAAUAAAAUCAAAAUACAUCCGCAGAGGCGUUUCGCUUGUAUUCAACAAUACCGUUUUGGAAAUAAUAAUAUAUUUUGUGUAAAUAUAAAUGUAAAUACAAAA
This is a messenger RNA of Adelges cooleyi (spruce gall adelgid), 1622 nucleotides long. RefSeq names its product thiamine transporter 1-like. Gene Ontology annotation, molecular function: vitamin transmembrane transporter activity. The transcript has 9 exons. Gene Ontology annotation, biological process: transmembrane transport; vitamin transport. The coding region runs from base 146 to 1525 and encodes 459 amino acids. Gene Ontology annotation, cellular component: plasma membrane. Lineage: Eukaryota; Metazoa; Arthropoda; Insecta; Hemiptera; Adelgidae. The record is from RefSeq and is a predicted model, not a curated record.